Messenger RNA from Portunus trituberculatus (swimming crab), 3137 nucleotides. It is a transcript of the gene PIP4K, whose product is annotated as phosphatidylinositol 5-phosphate 4-kinase type-2 alpha-like. Gene Ontology annotation, molecular function: phosphatidylinositol kinase activity. Bases 111 to 1370 code for a protein of 419 amino acids. Lineage: Eukaryota; Metazoa; Arthropoda; Malacostraca; Decapoda; Portunidae. The record is from RefSeq and is a predicted model, not a curated record. The transcript is spliced from 10 exons. Gene Ontology annotation, biological process: phosphatidylinositol metabolic process.
GGCGUCUAUGCGUCAAUAAUAGAGGCGGAGUGGCUACAGUGACAGUCUGAUGAUGGGUGGCGUGUAGAGUAUAUCUAUGGUGCUUGAGGGCGUUACCAACACUUAGGACAAUGGCGGCAGCAUCGGCACUACCCUCCAAGCUGAAGAAGAAGGCGAUGAGGGUGAAGCAUCAGAAGGUGAAGGUGUUCAGAGCCAACGAGCCCUUCCUCUCCGUCUUCAUGUGGGGAGUUAACCACACGAGCAGUGAACUGAGCCACAUAAAUGUUCCUGUUAUGCUAAUGCCUGAUGACUUCAAAGCUCACUCCAAAGUCCGUGUAGACAACCACCUGUUCAAUAAGGAAAAUUUGCCAUCACAUUUUAAAGUAAAAGAAUACUGCCCAAUUGUCUUCAGAAAUUUACGUGAAAGAUUUGGCAUUGAUGAUGCUGAUUUCCGAGAAUCUUUAACAAGGUCGAGACUAAUUGAAGUCCAGCGAUAUGGGGUCUUUAGUAACGACAGGUCCCAGCCAGUAUCUAUAGACUCUCCAGGAAGAAGUGGAGCACGGUUUUACAGUUCAUGUGACAAGAUGUACAUAGUCAAGACCCUAACUAGCGAUGAAGUCGAACAAAUGCAUGCCUUGCUCAAAGAAUACCACCCUUAUGUUGUAAAUCGGCAUGGCAAGACCUUAUUACCACAGUACCUGGCCAUGUAUCGUCUCACAGUGGACAGCAUAGAAACCUAUUGUGUUGUUAUGAGAAAUGUUUUCUCCACCUUCCUCAAAAUUCACAAGAAAUAUGAUCUUAAAGGUUCAACAGUAGACCGUGAAGCAUCAGUGAAGGAGCUGGAGAAGGAUUUGCCUACUUUAAAAGAUAAUGAUUUUAUGAAGGAAGGAACAAAAAUACAUAUUGGUGAAGAUGCCAAACAACAGCUCAUGGAAACAUUAACAGCUGAUGUUGAGUUCUUGAUGAAGCUUCAUUUGAUGGAUUACUCCCUUCUUCUGGGUAUUCAUGACAUAGCCAAGGCUGAAAUGGAUGGUGUUAUGCAGAAUGAAUCUGAGGAUGAUGCUGUUGAGGAGGAAGAAGAAGAUGAAUGUUCUGGUGUACCUACACCUCCUGACUCUCCAAACACAGCUGCAAGAGAACGGGCGACAAGUAAUGGAGCAAUUGAUCCAGAUGUCGAAAUAUAUGCUAUUGAGAGUAAUGAAAAUGCACCUCAGCGGGAAAUAUAUUUCAUGGCUCUCAUUGAUGUGCUCACUCAUUACGGUGUUAAAAAGCAAGCAGCAAAGGCUGCAAAGACUGUCAAAUAUGGAUCUAAUGCUGAUGGCAUUUCUACAGUUGAACCAGAACAAUAUGGACGUCGAUUCUUGGAUUUUAUGAACCAAGCUAUUGUGUAAAUGGAAAGUGGAAGUUGCUAAUUGGUUUUGGUAGGGAAAAGGAUUUUCUCAUUACAUUAUGAAUAUUUCUUUUUCAUUGGUUUAAGUACUUGUAGAUUUUUCUCACCUGCUGCCUGUUGUUCUAUGAUGAAAAACUAGUGCAUAUUUGAUUGUUGAGUGUGGCAUAUUUUCCAGUAAUACUAAAUGACCUGUCUGCUAGCAUACUUUAGUUUCUUGUGUUUUGUUUUGUCUGGAAACAGACAUCACACCAAGAUCUCAGAAUAUGUGGACACUACUUAAGUGAAAACUAGAAAACAAAUGAUACAAAUUACUACUACUUUAAAGUAUCCAUGAACUACUCAAAACUAUGUAAAUUUUCCUGAAGGAGAUAAAUUUUUUUAUUUAUUUAUUUUUUUUUUUUUGAGAGGAUGAGUAACUUAAAAAAUGAAAUGCUAUAACAUUUUUACAGAGAGUCAUCUGUGUUUUGGCAUUUUCUCAUCCAAAAAGAUGUUUUGACCGAUUAUUAGAGUUUAUAUUUAGCAUGAACAGUAUUUAAAAAAGAUACUUUUUUUGUUAAUUUAGUCAAUUAUUUUUACACUUCAAAGCUCAUUGUCUUGUUUAUUGUUGUUGUUUUUGCAAUCCUGUAACUAAUCGUGUAAGUAGCACUAUGUCCAGCAUUAGUGAUUUAUGUUGAAGAAUACUCAAAUUUAGAUUUUCAUUUGCUUAGCAAUAAGGAGAUGAUUACAGUUAUGAAUGGAUGUCAUAAACUGUAGUCUUUAUGUUUGCCAUUACUCAUAUGAAAUAGUCUUUGUCUGUGAUUGAGGGUUGACCUUUCUUUGGAUUUUUUUUUUUUUUUUCCCCAAUACAUAUUUAUUUGUUUUUGAUAAGGUCUUAUUUCCUACAUCAGGGCUAUGAAUAUGAAAUCUUAUCUCAAAGCUCAAAGUAUAUAAACAGAAACUUCAUUAUAUUUUGUCACUGUAAUUUCAAGUAGUAUAAUUAUAAGGGAGGUCACUCUUAGAUGAAAAAGGACUUGCCAAUAUAAUUAAUAAAAUGCUACACUAGUCUAUACAGUUACAUUAGUAGUUAUAUGCAUUGCCUUUGAAGAGCUUUAAGAAACUAAAGCGUGUAUUGUGUGUGACUUUCCUACUUAACAUUUCAGCAGUCUCUCCAGUAACAGAAAGAAGUUACAGGAGUAACAUGAAAUAGCACUGUGUAGUUCUUUAAUGUUUUAUGCUUAAUGAAUUUUCAUCUACUUUGCAUUAAUACUUAGAUUUUUAUUUUAUGUACACUCAGUAAAGAGUGAAGAGAUUGCUGAUUCGUGUGUAAUCCUCCAGUGCAAAUGAAAUGAUUUAGCAUUGUAAUGAUGAUUGAGAAAUGUGUUGGCAUUCAAUCAAUUAUCAAGAAGUGUGUUAGUGAAUAAUGAACACUAAAUAUUGUUGCUUAUAUGCAGAACAGAGUUGCUGUAGGUGGCUAGUAAGUAAUAAUUUUCUCAUUGAAGAAAAUUAUUAUUGCUGAACAUUUGAAAGAAAAUUAAUCUUAAAGUAGAUUUGCAGACAAAAUUCAGAUAUUUAUAAGGCUAAUCAAAGGCAAGAACAUUAUAUAGAUGGCAUUUAUUGUAAAUGAAAUUUUGUAUUUAUUCUGAUGGAAAUAACACAAGCUUAAGGCAAGAUCUACAUAAUGGAGAACAACAACUUAAGGUAAAAAUGUAUGCAGAUUUGAGUCUGUGUUCUCAGUAAGUAAUCCUAUUAUAACAUUUUGUGAUAAGAAAUAUUGAAAACCCUUGUUAAU